CUUUAUUUGCGGUGAGCGCAGCGAGGUGGUCGCGCACUCGCAAAGGCGUUCUGCAAUUUCUACAUCGUACGGCGACUAACAGCGUCUUCCAGUGCCAAGUGGUUCUUUCGGGCGGCACACACCAGGCGUGAGCGACUCCCAGUCAUCUUCGCUGGAAAACGACACGGAUGCGGCAUGGGUUCGGAGGCGCCGAACUUGUGGAGUUACAGCGGCCAGCUGAACCAGCUCUGUCCCGACCUGCUGCCGCUCGCCAAGGUGCACGCGGACCUGCGGUGGUCCUUCACGCCUUUCACGGACCGGCGUCUGGACCACAGCGUGGGAUGCACGCACGGGUUGGGUGGUGGUGACACCAAUGGGGGCCGGCUGUGCCAUGUGUUUGCCUGUCUCUCAGCAUGGAAUGAAUUGCUAGUGUUCAUCAACAUGGAGCUACGCGAAGCACCUCCCGGUGAGCUCUCACUGACGCGAAUCCGUGGAGCGUCCCCCACUGAUCUCAGCGAUUGGAUCCCUGGUUGGAUCUCCCACAUGCGCAACGGCGCAGUCCUGUUCCACUGGCUCCUUACAGUGCACCGCUGCGUCCGUCGUGUCGAACUGGACGUGCCCGGGGUGCAGAGAUUCGGCCCGUACUCUGCGCUGUACUGCGACGCCUUGCAUCGUAGCGCGAACCUUCGCGAGCUCACUCUGCGCGGGGGGCGCUCGAAUCGGAACGCAACCAAACACCUCGUCGCGUCCGUUGCCCACAUGAAACACCUAGAGAUGCUGGACUGCACGGAUGUGGACUUCUCAGAAGACGCAAGUUUCGGAGAGUACAUCGCUACCACAGAAACGCUGAAGCAGCUCACGUUGAUUAACGUUGAUGCGUAUCCCGGCUGUCUUUCCCUUCUCCUGAAGGCACUUGUCUGUAACAGCUCCAUAACUGAACUCUCGAUCAACAUUGAGUUUUUAGGGGCGGGCAGCGAUGACGCGUUUUGCUCUUACCUUAAGGAAACUGCCAUCCUCACGCGCCUCAACCUAAGCAAACAUUCCUUCAGGCAAUGCUAUUACCUGGGGUCAGUGUUCGAGGCCAUGUCGAAAAACAAGAGCGUCUCGAAACUAUACCUUGUCGGAUUUACCCUGACGACAUCAGAUGCGUGGUCAUUUGCCCGUUUGUUGGACGCGAAUCGCGCUCUUAGAAUAAUUGGUUUGAAGUGUUGCGAAUGGAGCCUACAGACGGACGAGUAUUUGUACCCGCUGUCGCGGAGUUCAAAGAUUGGGGAGUUGGCCCGCACUGAUCGAACCCUCUGGAAUGUACUUCCUCUCGCCGUAGCCUUGGAAAUUGACUCCGGCCUUGAAGAAAUUGGGCUAAAUGUGAGCGCUUUCAAUGCUGCCGAGCAACACGCCGUGCUAAGCGCGAUCGCGUCCAAUAGUGCUAUCAAGAAGGUCGAAUUUGAAGUAGCCUCCGACACCUUAAGCUCCUUGUGCGAAGCCCUCCGAGUUACAGGCACAAAAGACAGAGUGGACUUGGGCGUCGUGGACACGUGCGUAGGAGACCUGAUCCGUGUACAAACGUCCUGCAAGGAAGCCAAUGAGCUUCGUCUGGAGAUUACCGGUUACGAUGAUGCUAAAGCAAUUCUAGAUUGUGUUAAGGUGCUGCCCUCCUGCACCCGUUUGGUCGAGAUGCACGUCUGCCUGCAGCAAACGCCAUUUAACAUCGAAGCAUGCCGUCUUCUCUCACAGUGCAUAGAGCACAGCCAGUCUUUGCGACGACUCUGCAUGAUGUUCUUCGCGAGUGGAGACGCGGUGUUGCUUAUAAUAAAGGCACUCUUCCGCAACGGCACACUAGCAGAUAUUAAUAUCAAAAAUUGGCAGCUGAACGACGAAAGCGGCUCUUUACUUGCAAGUCUGGUGGCGAACAGCAAGUUUAUCACCCACUUCCAUUUCAGAUCAGCUUGGCAUUUGGGGCACGUACCCCUCAUGGCCCUUCUGAUCAAACAGCUUAAAAACAAUACUACCUUGGUGCACUUGCACAUUGACGAAAAUUACAAUUCUCCGAAGGAAGUGGCUUCGGCAAUGAACAUUGUAAGACGGAACGCGGCGCUCCUUGAUUACGGAGCGCUCUUUGUGAUGGGUUCAAGGAACAAGUGCUACGCGGAAGCUUUCGAGCGAGUCGCCCACAGUCCGGCCCUCUUGGCAAGGUUGCAAGAACAGCCCGAAGUUUCGUGUCAACGUCAAGCGAAGGAUGCAAUCCAGGAAGCUACGCGAUGGCUCACGGAUAUGGAAUCGUUCAUGAAAGUUGCGGGCAUCGUGAAGAAUUGCUUGUCGUGGGAUGAGAGCGUCGAACAUCGCCAACGCUUGGAUGUUCUGCCUUUUGACUGUUGGCUUCAUGUGAGGCAGUACAUAAAGGUCGCUGACGUGCUGCAUGAUAAGCGACUCGCCACUCCUACUGCGCGACCCAAGCGUGACCCGUCACCACAAGUGAUGCGGAGAAGACGCGGCUACAAAGCUCCUUGCUUCCGCCAUGAUUUGAGCGGGAUGCCUUAAAUAAAAAGAAAGCCAUAAACGCGUGCGAGCCCUCAGCAAACAUGUUCACCUUGUUUAUUGAAUUCUAAAAUGCCCCAUAAUUGUUAUGUUCUCUUCGAAAAAAAGAGAGAUAAUUCAGUUCAUGUUACUAUUGAACUAUAAUAACAGUACAAAAGAUUGCUAAGCAGUGCAUUAUGCUUUAUGAUGAAUACCAAUAAAAUGCGCCUGUCACACAUCAUAUGGACUGAA
Dermacentor silvarum is the source of this 2745-nucleotide messenger RNA. RefSeq lists its product as uncharacterized. Lineage: Eukaryota; Metazoa; Arthropoda; Arachnida; Ixodida; Ixodidae. The transcript is spliced from 3 exons. The record is from RefSeq and is a predicted model, not a curated record. The coding region runs from base 175 to 2517 and encodes 780 amino acids.